Molecule: messenger RNA, 877 nt
Organism: Cylas formicarius (sweet potato weevil)
Lineage: Eukaryota; Metazoa; Arthropoda; Insecta; Coleoptera; Brentidae
Gene: mRpL14
Product: large ribosomal subunit protein uL14m
Exons: 3
Coding region: 297-758 (153 amino acids)
Biological process (GO): translation
Cellular component (GO): ribosome; mitochondrion
Molecular function (GO): structural constituent of ribosome
Source: RefSeq, a predicted model, not a curated record
AACCGGCAUACCUUAUUUCAGGUAAAACACUCAUACACAUCACAUUAUAAGCGAAGGAGCGAAGUCUGUCCAAGCUCAGUCAAAAUUGCCAUAUUUAAUAUUAAAACUGGUUUUGGUUAGUUUGAAAUUAAAGUGAAUCCUCGGGCCGAAUUUGAUUAAAAAGAAGUGAAUAUAAUUUUCCAAGAAGUUGGUCUUGGUCCAACUUAAUCUUCGAAUCUUUCGAGGGAUCUACACUAAGAACUCUCCUCUUCUUUAUCCAUACCGAAACAUAACCUCCAAUCAGUGGAUUUUAAAAAAUGUUUCCAAGACUAUUUGUGCAUCUUGGUAAAAUCCACUGCAACUUACAGCUGCGAAAUCUACAUGUAUGCGAACCAACUUUUCAAAUUCAGAAAAUGACUCGGCUUCGAGUAGUCGAUAAUAGCGAAAUCGGCGUGAGAGCAAUGGCUGAAGGAAAGCCCCCGAAAUGUAUCCACGUAUAUAACAAAACCGGUGUGGGCCUAAUCGGCGACAGAGUGCUCGUUGCCAUCAGGGGUGAAAAGAAGAAGGCCGUCCUUGUCGGCCUCAAACAAAACCAAAAACCUAAGAUUCCUAAAUUUGAUAGUAACAACAUAGUUCUUAUUGAUGACAAUGGCACACCUUUGGGAACUAGAAUCCACGUACCAAUUCCGACAGUUUUGAGGACAAUAUUAAAAGAAAGUACUAUCAAUAAAGGUGCCGAUUAUACGAAAUUGUUAGGAAUUGCAUCAAAAUUUGUUUAAUUAGAUUAUACACUAGUUAACAGUUAAGAUGUUUAUUAUCCCUUUGGUAUAAAUUUACUUGUCUAUAUUUUACUUUUUGACAGACCUAAAUAAUUGCCAAUAACCAACGCAAUACUUUU